GACCAGACCUACUCAGCUCCUCACUCCACAGGGUCCCAACAGAGACAGCAUGGCUGCUCAUCACUACAGUCCUCUGUUCUUCACCUCCAUGCUGGCCCUGCUCUCCCCACUUCUUGCUCUACACAUUGAAAACCUGGAGAGAUUGAAAGUAAAUUUAGAUGAAAUCGUUAAUAUCCGUUCCUAUGGGCCUCUUCCUGAUGAAGCUGGAGGGAUCAUCCAGCGGAACCAGGCAGCUGACCCUCAGCAGGCACAGGGCCGGAGCAGUUGGCCCAAGGACUGCAGUGAGCUCCCUGCUAGCAGCUCCAGUGGCAUCUACAUCAUCCAGCCCACAGGACAGCAAACCAUCGUGGUCUACUGUGAGAUGAACAGGGAGGAUGGAGGCUGGACUGUCAUCCAGAGGAACCACAGAGAUACACCAAUCAGCUGGGAUGAGUCUUGGAGCACCUACAAGCACGGCUUUGGGAACCUGCACACCGAGUUCUGGCUGGGCACCGAGUACAUCCACCAGAUCACCAGGCAGAAGGUCUACCAGGUCAGGUUUGUCAUCUGGGAUGCUUCAAAUAACAUGAAGUUUGCAGACUACAACCUGUUCAGCCUGGAUGAUGAGUCCCAGGGCUACCAGCUGAGGCUGGGAGCGCACUCGGGGACAGCGGAGGAUGCCAUGGCCUCCAAGGGCACGACCACCAUGCACGACAACAUGAAGUUCUCUGCUAAAGAUCGGGAUCAGGACACUUCUAGUGGGAACUGUGCCACCAGCUCCGGGGGUGGGUGGUGGUACUCAGCGUGUUACUCUGUGCGUCUGAACUUCAAAGGGGCCAUGACAUGGGGCAACCUGUGCUCAGGGAACUGCAGAGCCUCAGCCAUCCUCAUCAAACCCACCACCUACUGCUAGUUGCAUUUACAUUUCCUUACUGUCCAACCUGGGGCUAAUUCUGACUCUUCAAAGAAUUGGAACAAAGCAAAACCAAACUGGGUGUGCCACGGGGUCUUUGCAGAGGUUAGUCAUAUGUAACUACUGCAUAAAAUAAGGCAUUUUCAAUUUUUUUCUUCCUCCUGUAGAUUUUCUCUACUUUGCAGCUAUGCCUGUGUCCUCUAGUUCAGAGUCAGAUAAUUUUAAUUACAUUAAUAAUAGAAACAGUCUCUUGGAAACUCAGAAGUUUCCAGAUCGGUAGUGUGCUUUAUACAACAUAUGAAAUAGUCAACCCAGUAGACUUCUGUGGCUUUGUCAGUUAAUUUGCAUCCUCAGUUUCACGAAAACUACCUAAUUUUUACUGAAGAUCUUGCUCAAGAUACUAAAGUGCACAGGUACCUUCCCACUCUGAACUUCCUGCAUGU
Messenger RNA from Vidua chalybeata, 1335 nucleotides. Its product is annotated as fibrinogen-like protein 1-like protein. The transcript is spliced from 4 exons. The record is from RefSeq and is a predicted model, not a curated record. Lineage: Eukaryota; Metazoa; Chordata; Aves; Passeriformes; Viduidae. Bases 50 to 892 code for a protein of 280 amino acids.